AAUAGCAAAUGAAGAUGACCGUUGUCUAUUUGUAGAAGUGUCCUCCGCAGCCGGUGUGCUUGCAUGUGACGGUCACGUCGUGUUUCACGGAAAAAAUUAUAUACUAUGAUGGUCAUUAAACGUUUUAAUAACUUAAUACAAUUGUGUUAUGUUUUUAUUUUGAUAUUAUUUUGUUAUGUUUUUAUUUUGAUAUUAUUUUAUGUAUUUGUGUAGAAUCAACUUUCAUGAUAUAAUUUAUUGUUUUAUGGACUGCGGUCCAUAUAUUCGAUUAAAUGUCACAGUGAGAAGGACUGCAGCUAUUGAUCUGUGAUAGAAGAUUAGAAUUGAAACUACACAAGAAAUUCUCGUCAAUUCUUUUACUCCAUUGUUUUCGGCUAGCAUUCUCAUUAAAACUCUCCUGCACCAGAAAAAAAUUCGCAACUUUUCUCCAAGUUUGUGCAUUUGGUUUAAUGGGAACAGGACAUUUUUUUUAUUUUCCCAUCUCGUCAAUUCUAUUCCCUUCCCGUCGACAUCAUUUGAGAAAAUUCAAAAUCUGCUUCUUUUUCGGUUAUUCCACAAAAAACCACUGUUUACUUGUCAAAAGUCUGAGCUAGCUUCGGAAAUCCACGGCUGGAGUCUUUUCUUAACUAAAAAUAUGACCAACCACCCCGUACAAGCUUCAUUUCAAUGAAGAGAGAAGACUACAGAGCCACUAUGGAUUUUCAAAAGUUGUUCCUGCAAUUUUUGCUUCUAAUCUUUCAUUUCACAUUUUCUUCAUCCAAAGAUACCUUAGCCAUUAACCAAACCAUUCAAGAUGGCCAUGGCCACAUUCUAAUCUCCAGAGAAAAUAAUUUUGCAUUAGGAUUUUUUAGCCCUGGAAGUUCCAGGUAUAGAUAUCUGGGAAUCUGGUACCACAAAGUGAGAGAGAAAACUGUGAUUUGGGUUGCAAAUAGGAACCAUCCAAUCAACGGUUCUUCAGGAGUUCUUUCCAUUAAUCAAUACGGAAAUCUCAUUCUCUAUAGCAAUCAUAACCAGACUGUUCCUGUAUGGUCUACAAAUGUCUCAGUGGAAGUAGCAGAUACUAGUGUAGCUCAGCUUUUAGAUUCAGGAAACUUGAUUUUGGUUGAAGAUAGAAAUAAAAUUGUGUGGCAAAGCUUUGAUUAUCCGACAGAUACUUUGCUACCUGGGAUGAAAGUUGGGAUGAAUCAGAAGACAAGUCAUCACUUCUCUUUAGAAUCAUGGAAAUCUGCAGAUGACCCUAGAAUUGGAGACUACAAGCUUAAGCUCAAUCCAGCUGGAUCACCACAACUAUUUCUUUACAGCGAUAUAAAAUAUUAUUGGCGAAGUAUCCCAUGGCCAUUGAAAAGUUAUGCAGGGGUGUGGAACUACAGUUUUAUCAACAACGAAGAUGAGAUAUACAUGAACUACGUUAUUGCUGAUGCUUCUGUUAUCUUAAGAAUAGUGUUGGACUCUGCAGGAUUUCUUAAGCAUCUGGUGUGGCAUGAAAGUGCUGGCAAAUGGAAGGAAUGCUUGUCUGAACCGAUUAAUAGGUGUGAUGUUUAUGGACACUGUGGUGCCUAUGGCAAAUGUAAUUCUGAACAUAUUAAUCGAGACUUUGAAUGUGCUUGUUUACCUGGGUAUGAACCUAAGUCCCCGAGGGACUGGCAUAUUCUGCGAGAUGGGUCAAGUGGAUGUGUUAGGAAGCGGCUAGACUCUUCUCCAGUAUGUGGGCUUGGGGAAGGGUUUAUCAAAGUGCCAUAUGUUAAGAUUCCUGAUACUUCAGCAGCAGCUUGGGUGGCCCUGAACAUGGCUCCUACGGACUGUGAACAGGAAUGUAGAAGGAAUUGUUCAUGCUCCGCAUAUGCAAACAUAGAUAUUGCUGGGAAAGGAACUGGUUGUUUAGCAUGGUAUGGUGAACUAAUGGAUACUGUAGAUAACGAGGAUGCAGGAUAUGAUAUUUAUGUUCGUGUUGAUGCACUUGAACUAGCUGAAAUUGCGCGACAAUCGAAUGGUUAUCUUGAAACGAAGGGCAUGUUGGCCAUUUUAGUAGUAUCGGUUGUUUCAGCUUGGUUUAUUAUCAUCUUGUUUGCAUAUAUGUGGCUCAAGAAGAAGAAAAAGAGAAGCAUGAGGAACAAAUGGAGUGAAAGAUUGCGCGAUACAAUUGACGAUGCAUACCAUAAGGUUAAUUUAGCGGCAAAUGAAGUUGGAGGCAGCAUAAAUCAUCCAGACAUAGCAUUUUUUGAUUUCAAUAUAAUAAUUGAUGCAACUAACAAUUUUUCUUCUGCUAAUAAGCUAGGACAAGGUGGUUUUGGCUUGGUUUAUAAGGGUCAGCUUUCUAAUGGGCAGGAGAUUGCUGUGAAACGGCUAUCCAAAAACUCAAGCCAAGGAAUAGAAGAAUUUAAAAAUGAAGUUAUAUUGAUCGCAAAGCUUCAACACAAAAAUCUUGUGAAACUGCUAGGAUGUUGCAUUCAGGCAGAAGAGCUAAUGUUAAUUUAUGAAUACUUGCCAAACAAAAGCUUGGAUUCAUUGCUUUUUGAUGAAUCAAGGUCAAUCUUGGAUUGGGGAAGACGCUUUAACAUCAUCAUUGGGAUUGCUCGUGGAAUAUUAUACAUUCACCAAGACUCCAGAUUACAAAUUAUCCAUAGGGAUUUAAAAACUAGCAACAUUUUGCUGGAUGCAGAAAUGAACCCAAAGAUUUCAGAUUUUGGCCUAGCUAGAAUCUUUGAAAGAGACCAAAUUCAAGAGAAGACAAAAAGAAUUGUUGGAACACUUGGCUACAUGUCUCCAGAAUAUGUGGUAUUCGGAAAAUUUUCAACAAAAUCUGACGUAUUCAGUUUUGGAGUUAUAUUAUUCGAGAUUAUUACGGGAAAGAAGAGCAAUGGUUUUUGUCAAGAGGGUUGGAACCUAAGCUUGAUAGGCUAUAUAUGGCAAUUAUGGAGAGAAGAGAGACCACUGGAGAUAAUUGAUUCAUCCCUAAAGGAGUCAUAUCCAACUCAUGAAAUAUUGAGAUGCAUUCAAAUUGGGCUUUUAUGUGUGCAAGAAGAUGCAAUGGACAGGCCAACCAUGUCAGCAGUGCUUUUAAUGUUGAAUAGUGAAAUUACUCUUCCUUCUCCUAAACAACCUGCAUUUGUUUUUAUAAAGUCUAGCAAUAAUUCUUGCAAAGCAGUAGCAGAACAAUUUGGCUCAGUGAAUGAGUUGACAAUUAGUGAGGUUGUAAGUCGCUAAAUAUACUAGAGAUAGAUUGUACAUAGUAUUUGAUAAAAUAAUACAGCAACUAAACCUUAAUAUCAAAUAAUUUUGGUAUGC
This is a messenger RNA of Manihot esculenta (cassava), 3285 nucleotides long. Its product is annotated as G-type lectin S-receptor-like serine/threonine-protein kinase RKS1. The record is from RefSeq and is a predicted model, not a curated record. Gene Ontology annotation, biological process: recognition of pollen; protein phosphorylation. Lineage: Eukaryota; Viridiplantae; Streptophyta; Magnoliopsida; Malpighiales; Euphorbiaceae. Bases 667 to 3204 code for a protein of 845 amino acids. Gene Ontology annotation, molecular function: ATP binding; protein serine/threonine kinase activity. The transcript is spliced from 7 exons.